Molecule: messenger RNA, 3909 nt
Organism: Phyllopteryx taeniolatus (common seadragon)
Lineage: Eukaryota; Metazoa; Chordata; Actinopteri; Syngnathiformes; Syngnathidae
Gene: casp7
Product: caspase 7, apoptosis-related cysteine peptidase
Exons: 7
Coding region: 149-1087 (312 amino acids)
Biological process (GO): apoptotic process; proteolysis
Cellular component (GO): cytoplasm
Source: RefSeq, a predicted model, not a curated record
CAAACUUGACUGCAAACUUCCAGCUGUUGUUUUUAAGGAAGUGAAAGCGUGUCGCUGGUGUAGAACGUGGUAUAUAUAUAUAUUUUUUUUUUUACAAAAACAACUUGGCUGUAAUACCACAAUAACAACGCAACGGUGCUAACAACAGAUGGCUGGGGAACCUGCUGAGAUGACUCAACUUGGAGGUGAAGAUGAUAAAGAGGAGAUGUCGGGGGACGAAUCAGACGCCAAACCUGACCGCAAGGGGAGGUUUUUACUCUUUGGCAAGAAGAAUAAGGAUGGCCAGACGCGGGAGCAGGACUACUCUUCUGAAAGCCAUUACAGAAUUGUCUCACCAACAUUCCAGUAUAAGAUGAACCACCGGCGAGUGGGCAAGUGCAUCAUCAUCAACAACAAAAACUUUGAUGAAAAAACAGGGAUGAAUGUACGCAACGGGACGGACCGCGACGCCGGCGAGCUGUUCAAGUGCUUCAAGAAUCUGGGCUUCAACGUCUUCAUCUAUAAUGAUCAGACCUGCGAGAAGAUGGAGCGUCUCCUUCGAGAGGCCUCGGAGGAAGACCACAGUGACAGCUCGUGUUUCGCCUGCAUCCUGCUAAGCCACGGCGAGGAGGGCAUGAUCUACGGCACGGAUGGCGCCAUGCCCAUCAAGACCAUGACCUCACUGUUCAGGGGGGACAUGUGCAAAAGCCUGGUGGGAAAGCCCAAACUUUUCUUCAUCCAGGCCUGUCGGGGUUCUGAAUUCGAUGAUGGCAUACAGACAGAUUCAGGUCCGCCAAAUGACACCCUUGAGACAGACGCAAAUCCGAGACAUAAGAUUCCGGUCGAGGCCGAUUUCCUCUUUGCCUACUCCACUGUACCAGGGUACUACUCGUGGAGGAACCCCGGGCGCGGCUCCUGGUUCGUCCAGGCGCUUUGCAACGUCCUCAACGAGUUCGGCAAGCAGCUGGAGAUCAUGCAGAUCCUGACGCGCGUCAACUACAUGGUGGCCACCAGCUUCGAGUCGUGGUCCGAGGACCCGCGCUUCAGCGAGAAGAAGCAGAUCCCCUGCGUGGUCUCCAUGCUGACCAAGGAGCUCUAUUUCAACUGACCACCACCACCACCCCUUCAGGGAUGGAUGGAGCAGUCCAAGAAGCAUUCAGGGAUAAUUCCGGCCCAGCGGGAACAAGCGCUGCACUUUUUAGCGCACGUGUCGAUUGGGCCCGAAAUGGAAUCUUUUAUAGUAGCACUCCGCUUUCACAUGUUCAUAGUGAAACCUCUUUUUUUCCUCUUCUUCAGGUUUUUCCUCACAACAAUGGCGUCACAUUUGAUCGGAUCUUUGUCGGCAGGCAUUGUGAGAUAUGCAUGUUCUUCUACUACCACUUCACUUUCGUUCCCGCACUUGUCGCUGCCACUUCCUUGUCCGAACACUCUGUACCUCUUCAUUUUCACUCUCAUAAUUUCCUCCACAAGAGUGUGGUUUCAAUCAUGCAUUCGGCUACAAAUUGAAGACAAAACAGCAACUUCAAGUUCAAACUACCAUCCUCAGGUUCAUUCAUGUCCCAAAAUGUGGGUAAACGUAGUGCUUUAAAUACUGUACUUCCACACUGUGUGUAUAUGGAAAGAAAAUGGUCAGCUUUGUGGAUCAUAUCCAGAUCUCCUUAACAUAACCGUAACAUGCAACUGAUGUUGACGCAUUGUAUGUGAUCCGAAAAUGUCACAUAGAGUGGAUAUAGAAAGUCUACACAAUCUGCACACAGUCUGUUCAAUUGCCAGAUUGUUGGGAUAUUAAAAAAUUAAACCAAGAAAUUUCAUUUCAAAAAUCUAAUAAUGUAACCUUUAACCUGUACAACUCCAUCCAUCCAUCCAUCAAUUUUCAACACCACUUAUCCUGGUUAGGGUCAUGGGGCACUGGAGCCUAUCCCAGCUGAGUUCGGGCGAAAGGCGGACUAUACCCUGAACUGGUCGCAAGUCAGUCGCAGGGCACAUGUAGACACAGACAACCAUUCGCACUCACAUUCACACCGUCACUGAGUGGGAACUGAACCCACGCUGCCCACACCAAAGUCAGACGAGUGUACCACUACACCAUCAGUGAUCCUGUACACCUUGAUUGGAUUAAAAAAAAAAAAUCUUUUUGAAAGUGUAAGUAAACGGCACAAGUGUGCACACCCUCUUAUAACUGGGAUGUGGCUGUGUUUAGAAUUAACCAGUAACAUUCAAACUGCACUCACCUGGCACUAUUUAAAUUGCCUCUGAUUAACCCCAAAUAAAGUUCAGAUGUUCUAGUGGGCUUUGUUUCAGUUGUACAGGUUAUAGCCAGGUCACAUUAACGUUGGAAAAAAUAUCCUUUUUUAUUUCAAAAUAAAUGUGAAAUUGUUUUCAAUAUAGCACUCCAGUAACAGAACCUGAAGACGUGCAAUAUAAUUAGGUUAUACUAACAAAUCAACUUUAACAUCACAGUGAUAGUACAGGAUCUCCUGACUAUACUAUUAACUACCUCCCUCUGUUAAAUUGUUGUUUUUUUAUUUUGAAGGGCUAUUUAUUGGCGCCUGUUUGUGAACCAGCUCAUUUGAUACAUAGGAAAACAAUGCAAUAUUUUUCUUAAUAUAAUUAUAACCCAAUUUCUUGCCAUAAAUGUGAAUAAUAGAUAAAGUAAAACAUUUAGAAAAAUCCUGAAUGUUAUUUUUUUAUUGAGCUUAAGAAUACAAUUAUGGUCCAAUUUGGCAACGUAAUUGGGCAGAAUAAAGUAAAAAAUUAAAAAACUAACUAAAUUUUUUUUAAAUUGAUCACAAUACAAUUAUGGCCCAAUUAGGCAUACUUUCUGAAUAUUGAAAUAAAAAUCCAAUUGAAACAUUUUUUAAUUCAUAAUACAAUUUUGGCAAAAUUGAGAAUUGUAAACUCAGAACUCAAUAAAUUAAUUAAUUUUGAAAAUUAAAUGAAGUAAAUAUUAUAUUUUUAAAAAUACAAUAAUGAAUCAUAUUAACACAAUUAUGGCCCAGUUUGGCACCAUAAGUGCAAAUUAAACAUUCAAUUAUUUUAUUUUAGCCACUAAACCAAACGUGACAAUGGGAUGAUUUUUGGAAAUUCAAUAGUUGAUAAAUGGACUUUUCUCAUUCGGGUAAUGUUCAUUGUUCAACUAUAGAAUGAGAAAUUCACCGUUAAAACAAUGCUAGCUUGUUCGGAACGCCUAGAAAUUGUGCCGUUAACACACACGCACAGAAUUGCUGUUUAAUUGUAGAAAAAAAUAGAAUGUCUAUAAUGAUGUAGUCAACAAAAGACAGUUGUUUGUGUUUAUCAUCGUGUCAAUCACAGAGGCAGCUAUUGACAAUGGCAAGAGUGAACCACACAAUACACAUUCUCCAUGUUGCCGCACUCAUUCUCACAGGUUGUGUUUUUUUUUUUUUUUUUUUUUAAAUCAGCCUUUUUAGAAUUUCAACAGACAAUUGCAUGCUAAACACCAGUGCCCAAAGUGCGAUCCAUCUGAGCAAUGACAGUCUUGCCAUUUUAAAACUCAGUAUUGAUCUGUCUCGACACAUGGAUCUCUGAUCAGUGACGUGGUGCCCAAAAUGUGCCAAAAGGAGUGUUUGCGCAACUUUUUUUUUUUUUUUUUUUUUUUUUAAAUAAUGAUUCUUUAGGGGUUCAACUUUAAAUGCUUUAUGGUGUUAAAUGCUGAUGUCCUCAUUAAUUUAUUUGAAAGAAUUUGGAUGCAAGCAUGAAUUAAAAUAUAAUCUGAACCAGUGUUUAAAUUGUAAACAUAGGAUACUCUUGUUCAAAGGAAAAAAAACAUCCAAACAGAAGAAUGCUUAUGUAAACACUUUCUUGUAUUAAAAAUGAAUUUAUUGUGUUAUGAGCUGAGUAGUUUGUAGCACCACAUACUACAUACUGUACCACACCAUGCACAUAAUUAAAAUGUAUUUUUUUUUAAAUUAA